AUGAGCCUGUUGGUGCAAUACUUUUUCGCGUACCGUGUAUACCAUCUUAACAACAUCACCAGUCAGCGAUCGCGCAAUCUGGAUACCGCUCGUUGUUUGUCUCCUGGGGUUGGCGCAGUUUGUGUAUACCGUUGUGGGAUACCGAAACCGUUACUUCACUACGUCGUUGAGGGUAAAGGCUUCCUCACGACUGUAUUCACAUUGAUUUGCUUCAUCACGUGGUAUAUGUUGGCGAGCACUCUCAUCUACGCUCCGUUCUACUUCAUUCUUGUCCGAUUGUACUCGUGUUCGCUGAUGUCGACACUCAAUACUAGAAACAACGUUAGGCAGGUGCUGGGCAAUAACUCUCACGAAUUGCUCAACAUCCGCUCCGCAAUCGGAGCAGCAUCCGGGGAAGGACUUUCGGGAAGGGUGUUCCAUGGCCCGACUGGGACGGCACACCGCCUGUUUGGCAGCAAACAGAGUACGGCGGAUACAGCAAGCAAGGCCUCUGCUACCGCUACCGUGAACUUGAAGAGCUACAUGCACGGUAGCUUCUCUUCGGAGAUCCCUGCAGCGUCACAUGGGUUCUCGAGUAUCGUCGGUGGUCAGACGUACAAACCUGCGAAGCCAAAUGAGUUUGACAUACAGUCGCAACUUGCUGUGACUGGCCGCUGGUUACCGUUACCCGCUAGUCCGUGGAUAAAGGUCUCGCGCCACACGCCUCAGCCACCUCGCGUCUCGCGACUGUCGCCUUCACACAACGCUCCAUGCCUCGCUCAGUACUCGUUCUAUGGCUACGACGACCUUGUUUUCGGAAUCUACGCGUCAAAAUCACCUCAGGGAAGGUCUCGGGAAGGCCAUAUCGACAUAUGUAUUUUAUACGAAAAGCUUGAGACAGUAUACACGACCCAGUUUGUCAACGGUCAUGCAGUUUGGCUCCAGGAUAUGGUACUCAGGCUGGUGGUGUCACAGCUGGACCUCCUGCAGAGCGCGGCGGGUCCGGGAGGUGGCGCUGGCGUUGGACACAAGGUCGUGUCAUUGAUGUUUCACAUAUCGAGGUUGAAAAUUGAGUGUUUCAACACUGAUGCAAACGACAUCCUCGGCUCGACCAAUUCUCUCCUAGCAUCCCAACACGCGAUGUAUAAGACCCGUGCGCCAGUCCUGCGGUCUGCGGGUGUUCGCCGACUCAUCUGGAGGUCUUGCGAGUCACUUACUGUCGAUAUGGCCUUCCCGAGACCUUCCCUGAGUACCAAACCACUACAUAUCUCUCUCUUUCCGUUGCAACGCCCAGUGGCGGCCGUUUCCACUGCCCGCGGUAUAUCCCUUCAGAAGGAGGCUACCAUGUCGAACGAGAUCUUCUGGGCGAACCUGCGACCGCCGCCUCCCCGAGGCCUGAAUGUGGAGGGCUGCCAGGAGAAGAGGAAGGAGGACGAGAUCUCGGACGGAAAGGAGGACACGGAGUCGCCCGACGGACUGCUCGGCGAGGCUAGCCCACUGUGUGGCGAGGCCGGACCACAGAUCGACAGAGAUACGAUGAACAAGACUGCCGCGCGUGUACACAGUGACAGCAGUGGGUGCUACGGAUACCACGUAAUUACCAGCAUGAUGGACGCGAGGACAAGGCGGGCUUGUGCCCUAACUCGUGGUGCAUUUGCAUGCAUGUCUCAACCUCCCGUCCCAUCAGUAUCCAGUGCCAAAGCACCAGCGUUGUCGCUGCCGCUCGCCCUCCGCAUCGCCCAGUUCCUAUAUAAGUGCCUGCGGACGUGGCGCUGGCCGUUGACGAUCAUGUUGACCGGCCAUAUGUACGUCGACAAAGAAGACAGUGUAGAUCCAAGAUUGAGGCCCGCCAUGACUUUCUUUUCUGUUAUUGUCACCUACGAGUAG
This is a messenger RNA of Rhodofomes roseus, 1866 nucleotides long. RefSeq lists its product as uncharacterized. The record is from RefSeq and is a predicted model, not a curated record. The transcript is spliced from 22 exons. Bases 1 to 1866 code for a protein of 621 amino acids. NCBI's taxonomy places the organism in Eukaryota, Fungi, Basidiomycota, Agaricomycetes, Polyporales, Fomitopsidaceae.